AGAGUCUAGACAGUUAUAACAGCAUGUUGGCAACACUGCGGUAUGUUGGUGACCUCUCCUCCACUCCGGCUGACGUGGAGAAAUCAAACACGAAGCAAAACGUCGACGUGAACACCAUCGCAGUUCUGUUUUUGCCCUCAACCUCCUCAGAAAGAUGCCGGCUUCCCCGAGCUCUACCAAUGUGGGAUCAAAAUCGCCCUCGAUGAAGGCUGGUGCUCAGCCCAGGGCUUCCAGCGGCGGCGGCGGAGUCGUCAAGAGGAAAACCACUACUACAACAGCUGCAAGGAGCGGUCGCACUACUGGUGCCAACAGUGGUGGAAUGUGGCGCUUCUACACAGAUGACUCUCCUGGAAUCAGAGUUGGACCCGUUCCUGUCCUGGUCAUGUCGCUGCUUUUCAUCGCCUCCGUUUUUAUGCUGCACAUCUGGGGCAAGUACACCCGCUCGUAAUGUAUCACUUGAGACAAAAAUCACACGAAGCAUCGUCUAACCUGUCAUGUCCCGAACCCUGCAAAAGAGACUCUUGUGCUGGAGCAAAUGAAAAUAAUGAGCGAGAACCAUUUUCAUCGAAAAAGGGAUGUGCUACCAUUCCAAUGCAUGAAGAAUUUAAUCUAAAACAAGUGCUUCUGUUAAUUUUUUCUCUUUAUACGAUUUCUUCUGGUAUUUUGAAUUCAAAAUGGCUCAUUAUAAGUUAUUAUGUUGAAAUAUUGUGGUUGAAUUAAAAAGACUCACUUUUUGAGAAA
Messenger RNA from Cloeon dipterum, 741 nucleotides. It is a transcript of the gene Sec61beta, whose product is annotated as Sec61 translocon subunit beta. Gene Ontology annotation, molecular function: guanyl-nucleotide exchange factor activity. The record is from RefSeq and is a predicted model, not a curated record. The coding region runs from base 155 to 448 and encodes 97 amino acids. Gene Ontology annotation, cellular component: Sec61 translocon complex; membrane. Gene Ontology annotation, biological process: post-translational protein targeting to membrane, translocation; SRP-dependent cotranslational protein targeting to membrane, translocation. The transcript is spliced from 4 exons. NCBI's taxonomy places the organism in Eukaryota, Metazoa, Arthropoda, Insecta, Ephemeroptera, Baetidae.